Pelobates fuscus (common spadefoot toad) is the source of this 3254-nucleotide messenger RNA. It is a transcript of the gene PRPSAP2, whose product is annotated as phosphoribosyl pyrophosphate synthetase associated protein 2. Gene Ontology annotation, molecular function: ribose phosphate diphosphokinase activity; magnesium ion binding; ATP binding. Gene Ontology annotation, cellular component: cytoplasm; ribose phosphate diphosphokinase complex. Bases 195 to 1274 code for a protein of 359 amino acids. Gene Ontology annotation, biological process: 5-phosphoribose 1-diphosphate biosynthetic process; purine nucleotide biosynthetic process. The transcript has 12 exons. Lineage: Eukaryota; Metazoa; Chordata; Amphibia; Anura; Pelobatidae. The record is from RefSeq and is a predicted model, not a curated record.
CUGAUGAAUCGCCGCCAUUUUCGGAGGCUGACACAGGGAGGGCUGCUGGUUACUGAGUACCUGGAGCAGCGGGACUGAGCACGGACAGGUUGUGUUUCUCCCUCCCAAAAGAGUCUGUGUCUGCAGGUUGGUGAAUAAACAUCCAGGUGGUCAGCGGGUCCUUCCGUUUGUGUGUGACGUAGUCAUACCGCAUCAUGAACGUCACAAAGGGUGGCCUUGUUCUCUUCUCCGCCAAUUCCAAUGCAUCUUGUGUAGAGCUAGCAAAGAAAAUUGGCGAACGUCUAGGAAUCGAACUAGGCAAAGUUCAGGUAUACCAGGAGCCAAACAGAGAAACACGCGUUCAGAUUCAAGAGUCUGUGCGAGGGAAGGAUGUAUUUAUCAUCCAGACUAUUUCCAAGGAUGUGAAUACCACAAUCAUGGAACUUCUUAUUAUGGUGUAUGCAUGCCGGACCUCUUGCGCUAAGACAAUUAGUGGCGUCAUCCCUUACUUCCCCUACAGCAAGCAGUGCAAGAUGAGGAAAAGAGGCUCCAUUGUGUCGAAGUUACUAGCUUCCAUGAUGUGCAAAGCUGGCUUGACACAUCUCAUAACCAUGGACCUGCAUCAAAAGGAAAUUCAAGGCUUCUUCAAUAUUCCUGUUGAUAAUUUAAGAGCAUCACCAUUCCUUUUACAAUACAUUCAAGAAGAGAUACCUGAUUACAGAAAUGCAGUAAUAGUGGCCAAAUCCCCUUCAUCAGCAAAGAGAGCCCAGUCUUUUGCUGAAAGGUUACGACUGGGAAUCGCUGUGAUUCACGGUGAAGCGCAGGACGCAGAAUCCGAUUUAGUUGAUGGGCGGCAUUCACCGCCUGCUGCUAAAGGAGUAACUGCUCCUGGAAUACACCCAACAUUGGAGAUUCCAUUGAUGUUUCCAAAGGAGAAACCCCCUAUUACUGUGGUUGGAGAUGUUGGAGGAAGAAUAGCAAUCAUUGUGGAUGACAUCAUCGAUGAUGUAGCCAGUUUCCUCGCUGCUGCUGACACGCUCAAGGAGAGAGGGGCCUACAAGAUUUUUGUAAUGGCAACGCAUGGUUUACUGUCCUCAGAUGCUCCACGGCUAAUUGAGGAGUCUGCUAUAGAUGAGGUUGUCGUCACCAACACAAUUCCCCAUGAAAUCCAGAAGCUACAGUGCCCCAAAAUCAAGACAGUUGACAUCAGCAUGAUACUAUCAGAGGCAAUUCGCAGGAUUCACAAUGGGGAGUCCAUGUCAUAUCUUUUUAGAAAUAUAGGUGUGGAUGAUUAGUCCUGUUUGUUACGUGUUUUUUUAGGAAUAUACUAAGGGCCAAAACUGGAAUUGUACAGUGUACCUGUGCCGUACAAAUGCUUACCUUAAUAUUUCAACAAGGCCAAUUUUUAGGCUGAUCUGUCUUAUGGUUAGAUUCACCAAUUAAUUUGUUUUUUGUCGUCUUUUUUUUUUUAAUUUUAUUUUUUACUUUUGUUUUUGUUACAUGCACUAGUUCUAUAGUAUGCACAAUUUGGCACUGCAGCUGUAGUUGAAUUCUGUUUCCCAGCAUCCUCCACUCACGAGUUGGCCAUAGUUUUGCAAUCCAAAUAUUAGCUGGGCUGUCUGAGUACAGCUAUGUAUGAGCCCUACAGUAUUAAAAACAUGUAACCUCUACUGACACCCAGGCCAGUUGGCCAUCUUUGUCUGCAGGGGUUUCAUUCCCAGCAGAUAUUUUUUUUUCCUUUCAGUUAAAAUUACUGGUUUCUCCCACCAUCCACUACAAUGGAAAAAACUUGUCUUAUUUAAAGAAGUUGAAAAACCUAUAAUGCAAGGAACUGAUUUUGCAUUUUAGCUGUAAUCCAGCCACAGCUGUUGAGCCAAAUUUGUCAGUGGCCUACAGAUGACACUACAGUGCCCUGUUUUGUUUUGUUUUGUUUUUGUGGUCUAUUACAAUGUCAAGUUGAUUUAUAGUUUAUGUAUUUUUUUGAUUUAUAUGCAGCACCUCUGAUCUAUUUUUUUUUAUUAUUUAAUUUUUUUUGAUGGGCCUAAAAGCUUUGGCUCUGACACCAAAGCCAUUUACCGGUCGCACCUGUGGUGAGUACCACUAAGUCGUGCGUUGUGCACUUUUACCAAAUUAAAGAGCCACAGACCACAUUUUAACUUGCAACGGGAGAUUUUGUGAAAUUGCUCAAGAGUAUGAGUAGAGGAGGAGUUAGAAUUUAAGAUUUAAGUUUGUUUUAAGCUGGUUUAGGGGUUCAUUACUUGCCCACCACUGCCAACAAGAAGUGAUACACCCAAAGAGGUAGAAGAUUUUGGUGUAAGCUGCUAGUUACGCAGCUAUGGAGUGGUGGUAGCAAGAUCAGUUCAAAAUACUGCAGUGUGUGCGAAUCUUACAGCAGCUCACCAAAUCUCAGGCUUAGAUUAUGUAUUGUAAUGUUUAAUGUGCUUUGAUUUUUUUUUUUUUUUUUUUUUUAAAUAUUGCCCUUAAAGGGACUUUGUUGGAUAGCCAGAAUUUACACUGUUGGUGUAGAGCAUUGAAAAAAAUUAAAUAAUAAAUCUAUAUAAUUACUUGUAAUUUUUUGCUACCAAAAUAUAGAUCAAUUAUGUCUGACAUGUAUUCUACAUUUGUUGUGAGAAUGUUGCCCUUUUAUCAGGCCGAUCAUCAGGGAUACAGUCGGUGACCACUGGAGUGGUCACGAUUGACCAUCACUGGUGUAGAUCAAGUUAACGCUAGUUAUAUUUUUUAGCCCUGUAUUUUUUUUGUAUAAUUUUAAAUGCAACCCAGUUUGCAAAUUAUCCAUACUGCUUUGUAAUAUCUAGAUUACAUAUUUCUCCGAUUUGUUUGAAACCUACCAAUUUACGGAGUUUUUUGUUUUUUUCUUCAUGCUCUCCAUUGGCUCUGUAAAACCUGACUGUCAAUACCAGGGGAAGACAUCUCAAUGUUCACUUCCUGUCCCCCUAAAGGGUUAUGAAAUGUAUCAAGAGCCUAUGAAGCAUUGCUGAGCAGUGUAGUAUGUCUGGAUUUGUAUAUUGUAGGCUCCUUUUGCGGCAUUAAGGAUGAGGGGAAAAAAAGCUGAGGUUGACUCGUCCCAGCACUCUGAAGCAUUUGCUGAGGGACGGGUAACUGUACAGAAAGGGCAGCUCUGUGCCGCAUUUUAUGUGUGUGGGAGUCUUUGUAGUGACGCUUUAAUGUCGGGAAGCGUACAGAAAAUAUGCACUUGUAUUUAUUUUCUGCAAAAGAUAAGCUGGAAAAUGUAAUAAAAUAUUUGUUUUGUGUGA